AUGAGCAUAAUGCGAGGAGCUCUUGUGCUUGACUGUAGUGGGCUUGAACAGGGAAAUGAAGGGGAGGCGGCGUGCGCGACUAGUGCUCCUGCACAUCCAAUUUUCAUGCUCCCGGGUAUAGCAGGAAGCGGCCUGAUGGUCAGUGCCAAAAACGCUUCCCUUCCCCUUUGCAGUUCUUCACCCGUCUCCUUUCCAGUGCCAUUCAGGGUGUGGGCCUCACUGUCCCUCGUCAGACCUCCGCGUUCCCACCAGCUCUGUUGGAUGGACAUCAUGCAGCCAGUUGCAGAUGAGAAGGGAGAGAUUUACGCUAGUAAGGAGGGAGUCAACGUUGAAGUCGACAGCUAUGGGACUGCCCACGGCUUCGAUUAUUUGGACUACUUCUACAACGAACGGUUUGGAGUACCUGGGACAGCCUACUUUCACAUGAUGCUACGCACCUUUUAUUGGAUGGGAUAUCAAGAGGGCACGUCCCUCAUAGGCAUACCGUAUGAUUGGCGCCUUCCCCCGUGGCAGAUGGAUUUUGGCCGUCUGAAAUCAGAAAUUGAAUCGCGUGUUGGGGCCAUGGGGGGAGCGAAGGCGGACGUUCUAGUGCACAGUUUAGGGUCAGUUGUCUUUAAUUAUUUUCUUCACAAAGUGGUGGACCAGCAGUGGAAGGACAAAUACAUCAACUCAUACACCCUCGUCGCCCCAGCAACGGGAGGAAGCUUUAAAGCCAUCAAAGCUCUUCUUACUGGUUACAAUGACCCGGUUGACUUGACGUUUUGGACUCUUCUGGAUAUCAGCCUUAUUCCUGUGGACAUUUUGCGGGACCUCUCCCGCAGUCUUGGUUCCAUCUAUGCCCUCCUGCCGGAUAUUGACCUCUAUGGACAAGAUCACUUGGUUGUAAGGCAGUUGCAGCCGAAAAAGUCGGGUUCCUUUUCCCCGGCAUUCUCUGCUUUCAUGAGCGGAGGCUCAGAUGGAAAAGCCCAGAUGCAUAUGGAAGCAAACGGCCGCAAUCUUGAGUUCAGGAGACUGGCGGACGCAACACCACCGGCCGAAUGGGGGGCGCAAACGGCGAAGUGGGCUGCGCAGGGAAACGGAAGGACAGAAGGUGAUGGAAGGUUGCCAAAGACACAACAGUCACGGGAAGAAUUGGUGCAAGAGAUCAGUGCUCAGGUCGACCAGCGGACGCAGCAGGUGCGGCAUUACGCAGCAGAGGCGCAGGAAAGGAUGGCAGGAAUAAAACAUUUGCUGGCCGAAGAAGCAGAAGACUUGGAAGAAGUAGUCUACACCCUGGGGAACUGGACAGCUCUAUUGCCUCCAGAAUUGCGACUUCGAGCGGAAACAGCUAAACAGCAUAUGCAGGGGAUCUUGAAGGACCCGGGGGUUCCUACUAGGUGCAUUUGGAGCGUUUUCGGUUUUCCUUCUACUGAUGUCGGCUAUAUUUACACAGGCGCAGACCUGUCGCGCAAACCCGUCCCAGUACUCGACGUUGGGGAUGACACGGUUCCUCUCCGGUCUCUCUCAGUUUGCGCAGGUUGGGCAUCGACGUUUGAGGUGAAGACGUUCAAGAAUUUGGACCAUAUGUUCAUAUUUGGGGACGUUAUAACACGUGCCUUUCCGGCGGAGCUGUCGGCAGAUUCAACUGGUACCAGACGUACCGACGAUUUCGUCUUGGAAAUGUUUUUGGUCUAG
Messenger RNA from Eimeria acervulina, 1674 nucleotides. RefSeq names its product 1-O-acylceramide synthase, putative. The transcript has 9 exons. Bases 1 to 1674 code for a protein of 557 amino acids. The record is from RefSeq and is a predicted model, not a curated record. Gene Ontology annotation, biological process: lipid metabolic process. Lineage: Eukaryota; Apicomplexa; Conoidasida; Eucoccidiorida; Eimeriidae.